ACGGCCGCAGAUUCGGUCGCUCCUGCUGCUGUGCGAAAGUUGUUGUGGAUGGUGCUUUCUAGAACAUUGUGAUGCUUCUGUUGGUGAGAGUUUUGUUGGUGUCCGCUGUGUUCUUCUACUGUCCCGGCCAGGUUAGCAGCUAUUCAGCAGAGUCGUUGGAGCGUAGAAUCGGACCGGACGUACUGCUGAUGCGAUUGGAUAAGCUACUGGAUGUGUGUAUUGCCAACUAUGAGGAUUUAACGACAGAUUUAUUGCUUGGAGUGGCAAUUGCGAAUGGGCAACUGAAAUCGAUUCUAACUCGCUCAAGCAUAUCCAACCGUCCAUUUAUCGAAACACUGCAGGAAAAAUGUAACUACGUAGAAAGCCGCAUCGACAGCAUCUUCUUCUUUCCAAGCGGAGCAAACGCCAUUGUCAGCAAAGUGUUGAUUAAUUCAAAUUUUUGGGAAAUGACAUACGACGGGGACGAGCGUCCCCUAGAAUAUCUCCGUGAGCAUGUUGGCUAUAGUCAAACAAACCGUCACCGGCGAUCGAAUGACCGACGUACGUUGCGGGAUUAUCUGCGCGUGCUUGACUCCGGCGCACCGAGCGAGCUGCAAUCAGACCAAUGCCUAUCGGAGCUUCUGGUGAAUGAUUCGGAAAAUGAGUUCAACUUGACCUUAUCUCCGUCGGGCAAGAGGCACGCGAACCAUGCGAAAGCACUUCGUGUGAGCCACGCGUGCACUGCAGCAAUGUCUGUAAGAGUAAAAUCCUACGGCUAUCGCUUGACUCACAAACUUCUCUUUUACAUCAUUUUGGGACGGCAACAAUUCUCCAAUGUAGAGCCAGAUUUUGUGAGCUCUAUCAAGAACAGACUCUGUGCUCAAAUAUUACGUGAAGCACAGUUAAUCGCAGGACUAGGGUAUCCGGAAAUUCUCCGAGACCUAUUUAUGGAGCAGGUAUUUCUAUGUGCUUAUGCGGGGAAUGGCGAGUUCAGGAAUCAAACAUGGAUAAGCGAAAUCGUUGGAUGGCAAAAUACGAACGGCUGCUUCAAGUAUUACAACGACUUUGACGAAUCGGAAUCGAACCAGCUGGUUAAAGUGUGCUCUACUCAUAUGACCGGUUUAGGAGCGGCUGUUCUCGGUUUGUUUGCACGGUUGCAAUACUAACCGACGACAUGUACUCAAUAAAUAUAUGCAUUUAAUUAAAAAUGUUGAACACACUCAUUUCACUAUUGCUUCAAUUUCACUACUUCUUAUUUUGGUCACAUCUAUCCAUAUUUUAUUGUCUUGUGAAAAAAAUGAAGAAAUAAUGCUGAACAAAAAUUGUUUACAUAAUGGCAGGGUUAUUACGGAAGACAACAAAAUAAAAACGCGUCAAAUCCGCGCGAGAUUUUGUCCGGUUGAAAAGCCAAAUAAAUAUUGCCAAAACUUACAA
This is a messenger RNA of Topomyia yanbarensis, 1413 nucleotides long. RefSeq names its product UPF0764 protein C16orf89 homolog. The transcript is spliced from 5 exons. NCBI's taxonomy places the organism in Eukaryota, Metazoa, Arthropoda, Insecta, Diptera, Culicidae. Gene Ontology annotation, cellular component: cytosol; membrane. Bases 72 to 1145 code for a protein of 357 amino acids. The record is from RefSeq and is a predicted model, not a curated record.